CAGCGCGGCUGUACGUCGGGGGCGGGGCCCGGGUUGCCUGCCGCAGUAGCAGCAGCUUGACUCUCUGAGCCUCAGCAGCGGCAGCGGCGGCGGCUUAGCUCGAGUUCCCAGCCUGCCUCGCGGCUCCAUUUGAGCCCCAUCUUGAGUGAGGGGAGCGAGCAGUUUGAAUUUGGAGAAAGAGAGAGAAGGAAGGAGAGAAGGAAGGAAGGAGAGGCUGCGAGGGGAGGGGAGAGGAGGCGAGGCGCGCCUGCCUGAGGGGCCCCUCUCUCUCUCUCUCUCUCUGUCUCUCUCUCUCUGUGCGCGUGAGGAAGAUGCGCGCGGGGGAAGCUCUCCGGCGCGAGGCGGCUUGAGGCCUGGGAGGGAGUUGGGGGCCUCGACGGCGGCGAGGAAACUCCACACAGAAGAGGGGAGGGAGAGGAGGCCUGCCUGGCUGCUUCCCUUCCUUCCAGCCCGCUUUCCUUCCUUGAGGGGAGGAAGAGGAGGAGCCCAGCCGCCGCCCCCCGCCUCCCUCGCGGCCUUGCCUUCCCCUCCGCACCGCCAGGCCUCGGGCCCGCCUGCUGAGGCCGGAGGAAUGCGCGGCAACGCCGUAGACAGAACGUGAUCCGCGACUCCGGCCUUCUCCCUUCCUCCUUUUCCUCCGUCUCCGUCUCCUCCCUCCCUUCUCUCCCCUCCUUCUCUCCCUCGGCACCAUGUCCAAGAUGCCGGCCAAGAAGAAGAGCUGCUUCCAGAUCACCAGCGUGACCACGGCCCAGGUGGCCAGCAGCAUCACGGAGGACACGGAGAGCCUGGACGACCCGGACGAGUCGCGCACCGAGGACGUCUCCUCCGAGAUCUUCGACGUCUCCCGCGCCACCGACUACGGRCACGAGGACGACGCCGCCUGCCAGCGCAGCUCCUCCGAGGAGACCCUCAACAACGUCGGCGCUGAGGCUGCUGCUGCUGAGACUCCCGGGACGGUGUCGCCCAACUUGGUGCUGGACGGGCAACUGGCGAUGGCGAUGGUGGGAGGGAUGCCAGGUCCUUCUCCCUCCAACGGAGGAGGCGCCGUGCCGAGGAUUGGCCCCCCGGGAAGCGGCGGGAACGCGCAGGCGGGGUCUGCUUCUGCUUCUUCCUCUUCCUCGGCUGCCUGCAGCUCUCGCUUCCGGGUGAUCAAGCUGGACCACGGCUCCGGGGAGCCCUACCGGCGUGGCCGAUGGACGUGCAUGGAGUACUACGACCGGGACUCGGAUGGGACUUCCGUCUUGGCCCGGACCGGGGAUUGCAUCCGCCACAACAACAACAGUACUUUCGAGCAGGCCGCCCAAGACCGGGACAGUGGCCUGGGCGCCACCGGAGGCUCACUGGCGGCCUCGGGGGUGGCGGCGGACUCCCUGCCUGACAACUCCUUGUCACCGCUUCUCCAGCCGGAGAAGAUAGGCCAGCUCCCUCCACAGCAGCAGCAGCCAGGUUUUGUCAUAGGUGGGGCCGUGCCUCACGGUGCUGCCCCACUGCCACCGGCCUAUUCGGGGGGCCCUGCAGUCAGCCAGCAAGUGAUGGGGCCACCUAUGCUGCAGGGUCAGGCACAAAACAACGGGAAAGCCCUGCCGCCCUCGAAUGUAGCCGGUUUGCCCAUGCCACCCGUGGCGCACCAAGCGAAUGUCCCCAUGGCCCAGACUCAGCAGUUUGCUUAUCCCCAGCCACAGAUCCCGCCGGCGCACUUGGUUCCCACGCAGGCGCCCAACCAGCCGGAAUACAUCCAGCACAUGACGGUCAUGCCGCCUCAAGGAGCCGCUCCGGGCCCUGUCCCGAGCGCCGGGGCUUCCGGUCUUCCGACAGCAGCGCCGGUCGUGGGUCAGAACGUGAUGGGAGUUGCUUCCCAAGCGGGCGAAACCGUGGGACAGGGAUCUGGGCUGAUGCAGAGCGGCUUGACAACUCCGAUGCAGGCUGUCAUUCCUCAGCCAGGAGGUGUGGUGCAGCAAGGCAUGGGCCACGCAGGAGUUGUGCAACAGAAAUCCAUGACUCAGCAGCAAAUGGGUGGAAGCAACCAAGUGGCUGGUGCUCCUCACACGGUCGUCUCCGGAGUCCAGAAUGUGCCUGCAGCUGUACCUGGUCCUAGUGUGCCUAGCGUGUGUACAACUUCUGUUACUAUGCCAAAUGCCUCUGUUACUUUAGUCCAGUCCCAGCUGACCAGCCAUACAUCUGUCAGUCGGAGCUCCAGUGUUGUCCAGCAGCAUGCCGGCCUUCCCCUCAUGCAAGGCGCAACCAACGUACCUGCAAACCUGCCACAAUCUAACAUCGGACAGUUUCAGACUCAACCUUUAGGCCAGAUUGAUGAUACUAGAAGAAAAUCUGAACCCCUACCUCAACCACCACUUUCUCUUGUUGCGGAAAAUAAACUUCUCAUGAAGCCACCUAUUCCAGACACUUUAACAAACCCUCUUAAUUUACCAGCAACUACUCCUAUGAACAGUCUUGCAAGCUCUGUCUUUGGCAUAUCUAUUCCUGUUGAUGGAGAUGAAGACAGGAAUCCUUCAACUACUUUCUAUCAAGUGUUCCAUUCGAACAAGUUAAAGGAAUCAAAGAACCUCUGGGAUAGUGCAUCUGGUGCGAGUGUUGUAGCCAUUGACAACAAAAUAGAACAGGCAAUGGAUCUGGUGAAAAGCCAUUUGAUGUAUGCAGUCAGAGAAGAAGUGGAAGUACUGAAGGAACAAAUAAAAGAAUUAGUUGAAAGAAACUCUUUACUUGAACGGGAAAAUGCACUGUUAAAAUCUCUCUCAAACAAUGAUCAGUUGUCCCAGCUCUCAACCCAACAGGCCAACCCUAGUAGCACUUCUCAACAACAGCAAACAGCGAUAGCACAGCCUCAGCAGCCAAUGCAACCUCCGCAGCAGCCGAAUGUCUCCUCAGCAUAAAGCUUUCUUGCCUCAUUAAGAAACUGAAAGCAAUCUGUCCUUGUGUGCCACUGGUGUUCUUUCCACUUUAUAUGAAAGCUAGUAGCCAUGCUUCAGUUGUGUGUUUCGGCCUUUUCAGUAUUAGACAAUCAUUCUACCAGAACUUUCCCUCACUGAGAUGUCAUGCCACACAGUUGGUGUCUUGUUACACCAACUGUGGUGUGCGCAGGGGGAAAUGAUAGGAGUUACAAUGCAAAAGUCUGCAUUUAUUUGGUGCACAUGAGUGGGGUCUUUAAGAGCUUUGGUGAGGCUCUUAAAGUUUUCCAUUACUCAUGGAUUACUUUGAGCCUUGCUUUUUUUCCACAUAGUAACAAUCCAUCUUUAGAGCCACUGUUAAUUACAAGUAACGUUUGCCUACAUUAGUUUCAUUUAUUUGUGUUUUAUUUAUUACAGGGCUGCUAUUCAUAAUGUACAUGAACAAUGUCACAGAACUUUUAAUUUUUAAAAAAAUAAAUGUAAGUAUCAGCAAAAAUUGAUAGACAGGAUUGAGUUUAAUAGAGAAAAUGUUUAGGCAAUAAUUGAACAAAAGGAUCCUGGCAUAUUUCUAACACUAAUGGCAAUUUACCUUUUGGUAUUUAUUUUCAGUAGUUAAGACCCAGCUUGAAUGUAAAUUUUUGUAUAGUGUAAGUAUGAAGACAUAGUGCAUCUGUACAGGUAGUCUCCAGUCAUUGUGAUAUAAUAAUUGAUGGGCUAUUUUGAUGAAGAAAACUUUGCUCAUUUCUGUUUCUACUUUCUAAUAGAGAAAUUGCCAUGAUUCCUCUGCUUUUUGACAUUUCGUAUGAUUUUUUUUGGGGUGGGAAUAAAAAGCUGUGAAAUUGUUCAACCUACUUUGUAACCAAAGAAGCAAAGCUGUGUAAUUGAGUUUUUAUUUUAUAAUGCACAUUCUUUAUGUAUUUUUAUUUAGUGUUCUCAUUCACAUUUUUCUUUGCUGUCUAGCAUGAUCUGCAUGAACUAUAAUCUUUGAACCACUUUCUUACCUCAUGUUUUAUCCAGCACUCUUAUUGUGAUAUGUAAUAGUCUGUGAACAAUGUCAAAUAAAAAAGAAAGAACAGCUAGUGUUGGUGGAGCUGAGCUGGUGUAUCGCACACUAGUUUGAAAAUGAAGUGAGCCAUCUUUUGUUCAUUUGAAAAUGGUGUUUUGAAUUUCGUAUGCAGAAAACGUUUUGUUACAUUGCAGAUUUUAAUGUAUUUAAUAAAUGCAACAUGCAGAUUAAGUGCAGUGUAUACUGAGUAUUUAAAUUAAAAUGUACAUUUCAUAAAUACAGUUUCAAGAGACCAUUUGUGUAUAUUAACGUAGUAUGUCAGAAGUUGAUGUACAAUAUAUUUUAACACUUUCUGAAAUUAAACUGCAGUUUUGUUGAAA
Anolis sagrei ordinatus is the source of this 4292-nucleotide messenger RNA. RefSeq names its product TSC22 domain family member 2 (gene TSC22D2). Gene Ontology annotation, biological process: regulation of transcription by RNA polymerase II. The record is from RefSeq and is a predicted model, not a curated record. Lineage: Eukaryota; Metazoa; Chordata; Lepidosauria; Squamata; Anolidae.